AUGGGAGAUGAGGGUCCGUGGAUUUGCAAGGAAUUCCAACCUCUGCACAACCAUGACAAGGAAGCAUUAGAUGAGUUGCGAUUUCUGAGAUCAAACCGUUCCGUGUCAGAAUCCCUAGUUGCUCAAGUGAGGUCAAUGAACCAAGUUGGGAUAAGAACUUCACACAUCAUCUCCCACUUGGUAAUGCAGUCUGGUGGGUACAAAAGGAUGCCUUGCCAGCUACGAGACAUUUACAAAAAAGUCACCCACGUCAAAAGGAAAGAGAAAAGAUACAUAGAUUCAGAUGGUGCUUUGGGAUAUUCUCGACGGAUAUUCUGGGCGGACGGAUAUUCUCGACGGGACUUCGUCGCAUUCAGUGAGGUUAUUGGAUUUGACACAACAUAUAUGACAAACAAAUAUAAUAAACCCCUGACAAUUAUUUUGGGCGUCAAUCAUCAUUUCAAGACCUACAUAUUUGGAAUGGCACUGCUUAACUUUAAGGAUGAGAAAACUUACUUUUGGUUGCUUGACAAAUUUAUUGAAUACCACAAUCAUGUAACACCAAAAGUUGUGGUGACAGAAGGAGAUGGAGCUAUCAAAAAUGUUGUCUUGAAGUACUUCCCAAAUGUAACUCACCGGUUGUGCGUGUGGCACCUAUGUACCAACGCUUUAAAAAUUUCAAAAGACCCUCGAUUCUUAGAAGGAUUUCAAGAUGUCAUGUACAACUAUUACACAAUAGAGGAAUUCAUCAAAAAAUGGGGGGAAUUAAUACACAAUUUUGACCUCCAUUCUAGCCAAUGGUGCACCAACACUUAUCACAGUCGUCGUUCAUGGGCAGAGACAUACCUAAGAGGGAAAUUUGUCGCCGGAAUGCGGACCAACCAAAGAUGUGAGUCCAUGAAUUCAAGUAUUAAAAAAUUCCUACAUGCAAGUUAUAGUCUCCGUGAAUUCAUUACCUCGAUUGACGUUGCUAUGAAAAAGUUGAGGCACGUCGAGAGAGUAGAUGAUUACAAUAGUCGACACAGUAGUCUUCCAAUACCAGGUCCCAAAAAUGCUCUUAAGAUGUACCAUGAGCAGUGUGCCAAAUUAUACACAAGAAAUAUGUACUAUAAAGUGGCUGAUCAAAUCAAAGCGGAACAAGUGUACAUUGUCAACAAUUGUGAAAAAAUCGGUGAAUAA
Molecule: messenger RNA, 1158 nt
Organism: Humulus lupulus (European hop)
Lineage: Eukaryota; Viridiplantae; Streptophyta; Magnoliopsida; Rosales; Cannabaceae
Product: protein FAR-RED IMPAIRED RESPONSE 1-like
Exons: 1
Coding region: 1-1158 (385 amino acids)
Biological process (GO): regulation of DNA-templated transcription
Source: RefSeq, a predicted model, not a curated record